GCACUCCUCUCCUCUCACCAUCCCGUCCACGUCAAUCACCGACAACACCCGUCAAGAUGGCCAAGUCCAAGAACGCCUCCCAGCACCACAACAGCCAGAAGGCUCACCGUAACGGUAUCAAGAAGCCCAAGACCAACCGUUACCCCUCCCUCAAGGGUGUUGACCCCAAGUUCCGCCGCAACCACCGUCACGCUCUUCACGGUACCGCCAAGGCCCUGAAGGAGCGCAAGGAGGGCAAGCGUGAGGUCGCAUAAGCGUGGACGGAAUCGAAAAGGAAAAU
Penicillium macrosclerotiorum is the source of this 280-nucleotide messenger RNA. RefSeq names its product 60S ribosomal protein eL29. The transcript has 4 exons. Gene Ontology annotation, biological process: cytoplasmic translation. The record is from RefSeq and is a predicted model, not a curated record. Lineage: Eukaryota; Fungi; Ascomycota; Eurotiomycetes; Eurotiales; Aspergillaceae. Bases 57 to 254 code for a protein of 65 amino acids. Gene Ontology annotation, cellular component: cytosolic large ribosomal subunit; ribosome. Gene Ontology annotation, molecular function: structural constituent of ribosome.